GGCCAGUCACUUUCCAGAGAGGCAGGCGGAGAAACGGUUUAAUUUCGGGUCACCACUCACCAUCCCCCCUUGAGAGAUCCCGGCGGCCGGCGGGACCUCUCUUUCUACCUUUUCCACCUCCAUUUUCCGAUAACCUUAGAAAACCAAGAGAAAAAACAAAACUACGGUAAUAUUUCAACCUUCUUCUAGUAUCUUCUGGAUCUUUCUCUAAAAUUUAGUUAGGGUCAGGGUUUUAGUUUCUCUUUUCUUCCUUUUUGAAACUAGAAAGAACUAUGUCUGGGAUACAUCGGUCUUCGAGCGCGCCAUUGAAGAACGGUCUUCCUCCUCAAGAGCUCCUUGACGAUCUUUGCAGUCGGUUUGUUUUAAAUGUGCCGAAAGAGGACCAACAGUCAUUUGAGAGAAUUCUCUUCCUUGUGGAGUAUGCACACUGGUUCUAUGAAGACAAUACAGUGGAAAAAAAUCCAUCGCUUAAGUCACUGAAUCUGAAGGAGUUCACCUCUUUAUUGUUCAACAGCUGCGAUGUUUUAAGGCCUUACGUUGCUCAUAUAGAUGAUAUAUUCAAAGAUUUCACUGAUUACAAGGUUCGAGUUCCUGUAACCGGGGCAAUUAUUUUGGAUGAAACUUAUGAACGGUGCAUCCUAGUCAAGGGAUGGAAAGGGACAAGCUGGAGUUUCCCACGUGGAAAGAAGAACAAAGACGAGGAGGACCAUGCAUGUGCCAUUCGAGAAGUCUUAGAAGAAACAGGCUUUGAUGUUUCAGCUCUCCUGAACAAAGAUGAAUACAUUGAAGUGAUAUUUGGCCAGCAGAGGGUGCGGCUCUAUAUAGUUGCUGGUGUAAAGGAUGAUACAGCCUUUGCCCCACUUACAAAAAAGGAGAUCAGUGAAAUUGCUUGGCACCGGCUUGAUGAUCUUCAACCAGCAACUAAUGAAGUAAUAUCUCGUGGGAUCACUGGCCUAAAGCUUUAUAUGGUUGCCCCCUUCUUAGCAUCUCUGAAGUCAUGGAUUUCAAAGAAUCCUUCCCCACUACAUCCAAGACCAGAUUUGCCUCUAAAAGGAAUCUCUAUUUGGAAAGCGAAGAACACUUCCAUAGGAAGUAACUCAAUGAUUGUGGAGAGAAAAUCUAAUAAGCUUCCAUCCGAUGCUAAGCCGCCUGACGCCGGUCCUGGAAAAAGCUUCAGAAACUUUAGAUUCGAUACCGCUGCAAUAUUAAAAGCAUUGGAAGGAAGCUUUUCUUCCUGAAGAUCAGACUCAGUUGUUAUCCGUGACAUCCUUUAAUGUUGGCACAGCAGAGACUUUUCGGUUGCUAGAACUUCUUCGGUCGUAAAAAAAAACAUACAGCGUCGUGGCCCCGAUCGGUUGGAUAUUCAUGUGUCAUGUCCGGGUUCGUUCGACAUGUAAAUUCUGUACAGAAAAAGAAUGUUUGGUGGCAACUUAUGCUGGUCUGCAAGUCCAAACCUGGUGAAUGGUGAAAUAUUAAUACUAUAGAACCCCUUUAGUAUGGCUAACAGCUCCAUCACUAAAUGCUACACACUUUGUCGAUUCUUGUUAUCUUAAUGUUGUAUUUGAUCUGCUUUGUAGUACUUUUU
Hibiscus syriacus is the source of this 1585-nucleotide messenger RNA. RefSeq names its product mRNA-decapping enzyme subunit 2-like. The transcript has 8 exons. NCBI's taxonomy places the organism in Eukaryota, Viridiplantae, Streptophyta, Magnoliopsida, Malvales, Malvaceae. Gene Ontology annotation, molecular function: RNA binding; 5'-(N(7)-methylguanosine 5'-triphospho)-[mRNA] hydrolase activity; manganese ion binding. The record is from RefSeq and is a predicted model, not a curated record. Gene Ontology annotation, biological process: nuclear-transcribed mRNA catabolic process, nonsense-mediated decay; deadenylation-dependent decapping of nuclear-transcribed mRNA. Gene Ontology annotation, cellular component: cytoplasm. The coding region runs from base 273 to 1238 and encodes 321 amino acids.